Molecule: messenger RNA, 2417 nt
Organism: Trichoplusia ni (cabbage looper)
Lineage: Eukaryota; Metazoa; Arthropoda; Insecta; Lepidoptera; Noctuidae
Gene: Saysd1
Product: SAYSvFN domain-containing protein 1
Exons: 3
Coding region: 319-861 (180 amino acids)
Source: RefSeq, a predicted model, not a curated record
ACUAUACAUACUGACAGCUUUACCAAUACAGCUGAGGUUCUCAUACGUGUUUAUUUUGUAUGUUAAUCAGAAUUCGGAAUCGAUUCUGAUUAGGUUUUUGUGCUUAAAGAAAUCAGUGUCAUUGUUUAUCUAUUUCGAAAACCGCUUUCAGCGUAUUUGAUAAAACUAGUGCAGAUAGCACUUCAUUUCGGCGUCGAAGUUCAAUACGUGUAAAUCGAUAACAAAAAUGUUUUGAAAUAUUGAUACGACUCGUGGUUUUUGGCUUCAAGUGACUUCGGUUACAGAGUGAAGUUCAAGAAAGGCACCAAAAUUUCACUAAUGGAGGCGAAACUCAAAGAAUACCGGGCCCUCAGACGUCGCAAAGAACUUAUAGAAAACACUAAAGAGGCUUUACAACAGACCAAAGAUAAAGUUGUGGACUUUAUAGUUCCAAAAAUAAUACAAAACAUGGGAAAGAUACGAGAAGAAGAAAUUUUAUUGAUUGAGAAUGAGGACCUCAUAGCUCAUGCCUCGCAUGUGGAAGAAAUACCUCCGGAGGAAGCUCGGUCAGAGACAAGCGAGGUUGAAUCUUAUGAAGAAGAAGAAUCCUGCGGGUAUUGCAUGAUCAAACUCCCGAUUUACGCUUUAAUCUGGCUUGGACUCUACGCUUACUUCCUGUACCUACAGUUUGGUGCAGUUUUCUUUGUUAUCUCCGUACUAAUAGGUAUCUAUAUCAACACCCGCACGCGACCGCGGAAGAAAGGAGAAGUGUCCGCUUACAGCGUGUUCAACGAAGACUGUGCCAGCAUUGACGGUACUCUCACUCCCGAACAAUUUGAAAGGGAAAUACGAUAUGGAGCUGGCACUGUAAGGAGUUUCUAAAUUAUUGUUACAUUUUUUAAUUAUACCUUUUUUUUUGGAGCGGAGUUUCAGGUUUAUGAAAUCCUCUAUGUCGAAUUUUUGUUUCUAUUAUUGUCUUCAAUAGCACAAGUCUAAUAUGUACUCGUAGAACCAAAUAAUUACACACAAAAUAUCACUCAUUCAGGAUUAUUAUUUUAUAUUUAUAAAAUAUUUAAAGUAGUAUCAAUGUGACUGUCAAUAAGUAUAAUCUUGUAGCAAACGUGAAAUAAUUAAUCAUAAACAGUUGUAUUGGAAUCUUGAAUCACUUGAAUGUACUUUUGACUAUUAUAUAAUCUAUGAUAAGCUGAAACAUUAGGGACGGAUUUUGACAAGGUUUCCGGCCAUUAGAGUUCCAAAAUCACACGGAAAAAUCGUGUCUAGAUCUUUUAUAAUGGGGCACAAGUAAAAUGGACGAUCAGGUUUCAAAAGAGUCCAGCACCUACGUACCUAAACCUCAACGACCACAAAUCCAGUGUAUUGUUCAACAAUUCCAUGUAAAAAAGGUGCUAUUUGUCAUAAUUCCAACUACCCCAAAACCUCCAGUGAAACCAUGGAUCAAUUAUGGUUAUUACGUCAUAAUCCGGUCCCAUAUAAUAUUUAUUGUAAUGCGAUUUCGAUGUGAUAGUUAGGCAAUAUAAUUUUAAGACUGAGCCACGAUCUUGGCUAACUUUUCGGCUUAUUCCCGGCGUAGUCGGCCUGAGGGGGCCUGCCAUCAGCUCUUAAAGAAAUGACGUGGAAGGGAGAAGCCUUAUCUCUUAUCCCUGUCUCUCUUACAUAAAUGUAACCGUCUAUUAGUGCUGGUGUUAGCCCCCGGUAACUAAAAGUCUGUAGUCAGGGUUUUAGUUUGUAGAUAUUUUUGACUUUUGAACGCCAUAGGAUCAUCAUGGAAAUGAUAAAAUCACAGCUUAGAGAUGGUAAAACCAAUAGACUUAAUUACUGCCCAAAAUGGUUGUAUUGUAUGAGCAGGCAGACGAACUAAAGGACCUUGGCGUUAAAAUCAUUAAAAAAAACAAUGCAGCCACAGACUAUAAAACCCUGUGCUGCCAGCGUAAUAAAAUUACUUUUGUUAUUUAAGUUUUUUAAACAUAAGAGAUUUUUUAGAUCGAAUCUACAUUAGUUAGGUGUCUAUUUGGUAUUUUAACUUUAUCAAUGUAGUGCCUACCGUCUAUACGUUUUACCAUGGUGCGUAGGAGUGGUAUAAUUUGGAGAUCAUGUAAAAUAUACCUAGUUUACUACCCGCUACGAUUUCAAAUUGCUCGACAUAUCAUAGCGUGUACAAAGUACAAGUAUAUUCGAAAUGUGACGUGAGAUGUUAGUGCUAUUAUUGCAGUUUAGACCAUAACAUUAUUAGUAUAAACAACAUGAUUGAGAAGCAAACAAUCAAAGGUCUAUUGAAAAUGUGACGCACUAUGCUAAAACGCACAGUUCGUAUAAAACUGCAUGUAUUUAUAACUUAUGCAUUGCUGUGAUUGAUGUAAGAAUGUAAUCAUUGUAACUUAACUGUAUAUGUAGAAUUAAUAUAAUUUAUUUCAAUCGAA